UCCGCGGAACCGGAAGUGUGGCGGGAGCGCCGGAAGUUGAAGGGAGUUUCCUGCGACCUCGGCUUCCUCAACAUGGCAGCGCCCUUAUCAGUGGAGGUGGAGUUCGGAGGUGGCGCGGAGCUCCUGUUUGACGGUGUAAAAAAACAUCAGGUCACCUUGCCUGGACAGGAGGAGCCCUGGGACAUCCGGAACCUCCUUGUCUGGAUCAAGAAGAAUUUGCUGAAAGAGCGGCCAGAGCUGUUCAUCCAGGGAGACAGUGUGAGGCCGGGAAUUCUGGUGCUGAUUAACGAUGCAGACUGGGAACUGCUGGGUGAGCUGGACUACCAGCUUCAGGACCAGGACAGCGUCCUCUUCAUAUCCACUCUGCACGGUGGCUAAGGACCCCUCUCUGUGCCUCGGCCCCUUGGAGUGGGGAGAAGAGAACAAUCAGACAUGCCCUUGGACCCUGCUUCCAGCUCUCCCUAUCCCCCUUCGUUGCUUUCUUCCCUGAUCUGUCUGUCCCCUGGGUUCCCUCUGUGCAGGGAAAAGAGGCCAGGUGCUAAAAGGAGCCUUUCGCAGGCAGGCACGUGAGCAGGGGCAGGCAGGCAGGCAGGUGCCUGGGCCCAGCACUCCCUCUCCCAGCAGCUGAGGUGGGGGAGGGUGCCCUCUGGUUUGUCAAGAGGAGAGAGGGGCUCUGGGGCCAGGUGACCCAGCUGCCUUCCACUCCUGUGUCUUAGUCCGAGCACUGAGUGACCGCUGACAAGGCGCUCAGCGCCCGGUCACAGUGUCUUCGUGGGGAAGAUGGAUGGCCUUAAUAGCUGAUGGGAGGCCCCUCCCUUCUCAACAUUGGAGGAGUCCCCGCCUCAGUUUCCCCAUCUGGACAGCAGAGGGCUCUGCCUGUCCCCCACCGAUAUCAUUAUGGAACCCCAGCUGGGGUCCCCUAUUCAGAGCUAACCUCCCUCCCCCCCAGCAGCUGCUCUUCCAACCACACCCCUCCUUCUGCUCCCCCCCCCAUCCACAGCCCUUGACCCUGGCUGGCCUUCCUCCCCCCACAGGCCACCAGAUGGGCUCCUGAGACCCUCCCCCAGCAAAAGGCUGCCUGCAGCUCAUUCUGGGGAGGAGGGAGGAGGGUUAACCUUGGACUAGCAAAUAGAGGCCUGAAAGGGUCAGCGUGCCUCAGUUUCCUCCUCAACAACAACUGAAUAAAUUAGAGUAUCAGAAAACAGAGCUGAUACUGAUGUCACAAAUGUAGACUUUAUCUCCCUUCCCACCGCCUGCAAGAAGCAGGAGGGGGGCAGGCAGCACCUGGUAGGCAGGGUGCUCACCCCUCCUCCCUCCAUCCCCUCUGGAAGUCUUGGGGCCUCAGUGCCUGCAACAGCUGGCCUUGGGCAAAUAAAAGACUAAGUUGUUUACUA
Messenger RNA from Eptesicus fuscus (big brown bat), 1394 nucleotides. RefSeq names its product ubiquitin related modifier 1 (gene URM1). The coding region runs from base 73 to 378 and encodes 101 amino acids. Gene Ontology annotation, cellular component: cytoplasm; nucleus. Lineage: Eukaryota; Metazoa; Chordata; Mammalia; Chiroptera; Vespertilionidae. The record is from RefSeq and is a predicted model, not a curated record. Gene Ontology annotation, biological process: protein urmylation; tRNA thio-modification. Gene Ontology annotation, molecular function: protein tag activity. The transcript has 5 exons.